AUGCAGUACCGCAUACCCGAACCCGUUCGACAGUUCAACACCGGUGACAAAGUUGCUGUUCGCGACUAUCGCAGCCAUAGUGAGAAAUGGAUCGCAGGGACAAUUGACUCGAAAACAGGACCUCUUUCGUACAAAGUGGAAAUUGCACCAGGGACAACAUGGCGUCGGCAUACAGACCAGAUAAGAUCUGCAGAUUUCACCAACUCUGCGCAAAUACCUCCAACCCUGAAUCUAGAUCAACAGUUAAUUCGAUCGAAUGAUGGUACAUUGUCGGCCGAAACAUCAGAUGACUGUGACCGGGACAAGUUAAUCGCGACACCGACCAAGAAACAAGCACCCGAACUGAUGCCUAUACCGACAUGUUCACCGGCAGCAACUUUCGUAUCUGAAAAACGCUAUCCAACCCGUUCCACUCGUAAUGUUGUGCCAAAACGCUACCAGCAGUAA
Messenger RNA from Saccostrea cuccullata (small rock oyster), 447 nucleotides. RefSeq lists its product as uncharacterized. Bases 1 to 447 code for a protein of 148 amino acids. Lineage: Eukaryota; Metazoa; Mollusca; Bivalvia; Ostreida; Ostreidae. The transcript has a single exon. The record is from RefSeq and is a predicted model, not a curated record.